Vespula pensylvanica (western yellowjacket) is the source of this 1006-nucleotide messenger RNA. RefSeq names its product diphthine methyl ester synthase (gene Dph5). Gene Ontology annotation, biological process: protein histidyl modification to diphthamide. Gene Ontology annotation, molecular function: diphthine synthase activity. The transcript has 4 exons. The record is from RefSeq and is a predicted model, not a curated record. Lineage: Eukaryota; Metazoa; Arthropoda; Insecta; Hymenoptera; Vespidae. The coding region runs from base 136 to 990 and encodes 284 amino acids.
AGAUGGCGCAGUAGUAUCCAAUCAUGUUUUUUUUCGUUUCUUUGUAUAAGAUAUCAUAUACACACGUGAACAAAACACAUGGUUUUAUAUUUGAAGAAAUAUAAAAUUUAAUUAACAAAAAAUAGAUAAUUAACAAUGUUGUACAUGAUCGGCUUAGGACUCGGCGAUGCAAAAGAUAUUACUGUUAAGGGUCUUGAAAUAAUAAGAAAAUGUAGUCGUGUGUAUUUGGAAUCUUAUACGUCAAUUCUUUCUGUAGAUCAAAAAAUCUUGGAAGAUUUUUAUGGUUGUUCUUUGAUCAUCGCAGACCGUGACUUAGUAGAAAGUGAUGCAGAUUUAAUACUGUCGAAUGUAGAGAACGAAGACAUAGCAUUUUUGGUUGUUGGAGAUCCAUUUGGUGCAACCACGCAUACAGAUUUAGUAUUACGAGCACAAGAGAAAGGUGCUAAGGUAAAAGUAAUCCAUAAUGCAUCCAUCUUAAGCGCUAUAGGUUGUUGCGGUUUACAAUUGUAUUCUUUUGGAGAAACCGUAUCUAUUCCAUAUUGGACAGAAACUUGGCAACCUGAUAGUUUCUAUGAUAAAAUUGCUUCUAACAGAGAAAGAGGCUUACAUACUUUGUGCCUAUUGGAUAUCAAAGUAAAAGAGCCUACAUUGGAAAGUAUUUUAAGCAAGAAAAAAGUUUAUAUGCCACCAAAAUAUAUGAGCGUAGCUGAAGCAUCCAAUCAAUUAUCUUCCAUAUUAGAAAAAAAGAGAAAGGAUGGCAAUGAAAGCUUAGCUUUCACAGAACAUAGUCUAGUGGUGGGAUUAGCUAGAAUAGGAUCGGAGGAUCAGAAUAUAAUUGCCUGUUCGUUGCAAGAAAUGAAAGAAAUUGAUCUUGGAAAACCUCUUCAUUCUUUAAUCAUUCCAGCUGAGAAACUACAUCCUCUUGAAACUAGUUUCUUACGACAAUAUGCUAUUGAUAAAACAAAAUUUGACGAAUCGGUAGCUCAAUAAUUAAAAUAUUAAAAAU